AUGGCCAAAGACACUGCGCUGCACUUGCCGCUGGGGCUGGAGUCGGUAGGGUGGGUUCUUGGGCUCCUGACAACCAGCAUACUCUACCUCUUCUGGUCGCCAAAGUCCCAGAUCCCCCGGCCUCCAGUGGUGAAUAAAUAUUGGUGGGAUUUCUUUCAGAUCAAGGCAAAGCGUGACUUCGAUGCCCGGGCGGAGGACUUGAUCAAGCUCGGGCUUUCCAAGGCAAGGGCCAAAAGCACGGAGAGAGGCGUCGAUGAUACUGGGCAGUCCUCGCUAACAGCUACAGUCGCCUCUUGCGUUUGA
This is a messenger RNA of Aspergillus puulaauensis, 303 nucleotides long. RefSeq lists its product as uncharacterized. NCBI's taxonomy places the organism in Eukaryota, Fungi, Ascomycota, Eurotiomycetes, Eurotiales, Aspergillaceae. The record is from RefSeq and is a predicted model, not a curated record. The coding region runs from base 1 to 303 and encodes 100 amino acids. The transcript has a single exon.